Salmo salar (Atlantic salmon) is the source of this 5086-nucleotide messenger RNA. RefSeq names its product putative ATP-dependent DNA helicase HFM1. NCBI's taxonomy places the organism in Eukaryota, Metazoa, Chordata, Actinopteri, Salmoniformes, Salmonidae. Gene Ontology annotation, molecular function: ATP binding; nucleic acid binding. The record is from RefSeq and is a predicted model, not a curated record.
CUCUUUUCUUGUUCUGCCCACAAUUACUAAUCAGUUCCCGUUGGAAACGACAGGCUGUGGUCUAUCUUGGUUUAGUUAUAGAAAUAUUUGCUAUCUCCCUCGAGCAAAGAGCGGGUAUCAUCAGCGUCUUGGCUCGAGACUAGUUAGCUAUAGUAGUACUCCCACCGAAACAGAUGACUGUUGCAUAGGCCUACAUGACCUAACGAGAUGUUGGACUCAGAAGACUGCACUUUGUCCCUGGAUAACCUGUUCUUUGAGAGGCCAGUUGUCCACAAAGUAAAGCCACUUUGUCAAGAGCAGAGUUCUUGGCAGUUGGAACCCCCUCUGUCCCUCUCCCAGAUCCCAGCCACUCAGGACAUCCAGAAAGAGGCAGAGGGUCUUUCAUCAUUCAGUUUCUCUCAGAAGCCCAACAAAUUCCUUCCCCCUUUGAAAAGAGCAGUUGACGGUGAUGGUUUCACUCCCAAGAAUAACAAAUUAAAUCAGAAUACCAGUGAUGGAAGAAAAGAACCUGAGGCACAGGGCGGGUGUGCCCUUUGGGCUCAGGAAGACUUCAUGAAUAAAUCCCAGGAUACCACAAAGGUUAGAAGAGGUCAAACUAAAACCCCACAGGAGUCUGGUCAUGCACUGGAGCAGAAACAUUUCCCUCUGGAGUUCAGCCAAAGCCCACCUCUACGGAGAAGUUUGUUCAAACCUCCCAGUGGUCAGGUGUUGAACAGCAGCGCAAACUCAAACAGUGGCCUCAACCAGGCAAGACCCGGAGUGCAGCAAACCUUCGACCAGGUUUCUAUGGCGACAGAGCCUCGGCUGGCAAAGCAGUCGGCAGCAGGCCCCGGGCCCCUCACCGGUCUGGGCCCGCCUACAGCCCGGGGACCACCACAGAAGACACAGGACAAGGGCACCAAGAGGGCUCAUGUUCUCCCCAUGACACCCCAACCCCUUCACAUACAAAGUACUUCUGGGCCUGGGAUACUCCGACCAAUCUCUGAAAUCCCUGCUAAAUUUAGAUCGGUCUUCAAAGAGUUCCCUUACUUCAACUACGUUCAAUCAAAAGCCCUAGAUGACGUUCUAUACACGAGUAAGAACUUUGUGGCUUGUGCUCCUACGGGCUCUGGUAAGACUGUGCUUUUUGAGUUGGCCAUCAUCCGCCUACUGAUGGAGACCACAGAGCCCUGGAGAAACGUCAAAGCUGUGUACAUGGCCCCCAUCAAAGCUCUAUGCAGCCAGCGCUUUGAGGACUGGAAUAAGAAAUUCGGGCCUCUGGGCCUGAGCUGCAAGGAGCUGACCGGAGACACAGAGAUCGACGACUUCUUUGAGAUUCAAGACGCCAAUAUCAUCAUGACCACACCUGAAAAAUGGGACAGCAUGACGAGGAAGUGGAGGGAUAACUGCCUGCUGCAGUUGGUCCGGCUUUUCCUUAUUGACGAGGUGCACGUGGUGAAGGACCCAAUGCGUGGAGCCACACUAGAGGUGGUGGUGAGCAGGAUGAAGGCGGUCCAUGCCUACCGUGCAGCAGAGAACCCUCAGGAGGACCUCUCCAUGAGAUUUGUGGCUGUCUCCGCCACCAUCCCCAAUACCAAGGAUAUAGCAGACUGGCUGUGUGACGACAGAGACCCUGCUACUUGUCUGGAGAUGGAUGAGAGUCACAGACCUGUGAAACUGAGGAAAGUAGUGCUGGGUUUCCCCUGCAGCAGCAACCAGACUGAGUUCAAGUUCGACCUGUCACUCAACUACAAGAUGGCCAACAUCAUCCAGACCUACUCGGACCAGAAACCAACACUUGUUUUUUGUUCAACAAGGAAAGGAGUCCAGCAGUCGGCCACUGUUCUGGCCAAGGAUGCCAGGUUCAUCAUGAGUAUUGAGCACAAACAAAGGUUGGUGAAUUAUGCAAACUCUCUCCUGGACUCAAAACUCAGAGAUUUGGUGUUGUUUGGGGUUGGUUUCCACCACGCUGGAGUUGACGUGUCAGACAGGAAGCGGAUCGAGGAGGCCUUCAACAUGGGAGACCUGCCUGUGCUGUUUACAACUAGCACUCUGGCGAUGGGGGUGAACCUGCCAGCCCACCUGGUGGUAAUCAAGUCCACCAUGCACUACAUCGGGGGCGCCUGUGAGGAGUACAGCGAAGCCGACAUGCUGCAGAUGAUUGGCCGAGCAGGCCGGCCACAGUUUGAUACAUCAGCGACCGCAGUGAUCAUGACCAAGACUCAAACCAAAGACAAGUACAUGCAGUUCACGAAUGGAGCGGAAAUCAUCGAAAGCAGCCUGCAUACCCACCUGGUGGAGCACCUGAACGCUGAGAUUGUCCUCCACACCAUCUCAGACGUCAACAUGGCCCUGGACUGGAUCCGCUCCAGCUUCCUCUACAUCCGAGCUCUGAAGAACCCCAAACACUAUGGCUUUUCCACUGACUUGGACCGAUGUGGAAUCGAAGCCAAAUUGCAAGAGCUCUGUCUGAAGAACUUGAAUUCCCUGGCCUCCAUUGGUCUGAUCUCCAUGGAUGAGGAUGUUAACAUCAAAGCUACAGAGGCAGGCAGGCUGAUGGCAAGGUACUGUGUUGCGUUUGACACCAUGAAGCAGUUCAGCAAGGUGACUGGCACUGAGACCUUACCUGAGCUGAUAGAAUUGAUGGCGAAGGGCAGAGAGUUCACUGACGUGCAGCUGAGAGUGAACGAGAAGAGAACCUUGAACACGUUGAACAAGGACAAGAACAGGAUCACUAUCAGGUAUCCCAUGGAGGGAAAGAUCAAAAACAAAGAGAUGAAGGUGAACUGUUUGAUUCAAGCCCAAUUUGGCUCCAUUCCAAUCCAAGAGUUUGGACUUGCACAGGACACUGGGAGAAUCUUCAGAAAUGGAGUCCGAAUCAGCAGAUGCUUGGCAGAGUUCCUAAACCAGCGCUCCAAGACAGGAUUCUCUGCUCUACUCAACUCCCUGAUACUGGCCAAGUGCUUCAGGGCCAAGCUGUGGGAAGACUCUCCUUACGUCUCAAAGCAGCUGGAGAAAAUAGGGUUGUCUCUGUCGACGGCCAUGGUGAACGCUGGGCUCACCACCUUCAACAAGAUACUGCAGACCAACGCCAGGGAACUGGAGCUGAUUGUCAACAGACAUCCUCCGUUUGGAAACCAAAUCAGAGACGCUGUCAUCAAUCUACCCAAGUACGAAGUUAGUUUGGAGCAGCUUCCAAGAUACAACAUCGCCACCGCAGAGAUUGUCGUGACCGUGAAUGUGAAAAACCACGAACAGCUACUGUCAAAGAGAACCACUCAUGACCACCACUAUGUCACAAUGAUCAUCGGGGACUGUGACAACAACGUGGUCUUCCUGCAAAAACUCACAGACUUGAUGCUGUUGAAGUCGGGAAACUGGUCAAAGAAGAUCGAAGUGGCAAAAGCCUUCAAAGGAGAGGAGAUCAGCGUGAAUCUAAUCAGCUCAGAAUACGUGGGGUUGGACAUUCAGCAGAAGUUUAGUGCCUUCUACUCUGGACCAAAGAGGUACGGAGGUGAAGCACUCACACCUGAGCAACGUGACACGAUGCAAAUAGCACAGGCUAACGCUCAGAGAUCACAGGGUGCAACACAGAGAAUACAGCCAACAGGCCAGCAAACACAGGCUACGGCACAGAAGAGAAACUCCACAUCCACAGAAAAGGUUCCAGGCAAAAGGCAAUGUAACCACUUCUGCAAAAACAAGGAUCAGUGUGGCCACGACUGCUGUCAAAAUGGAGUGCCGGUGGUUCUGAAGAGGCCUAUGAAUCAGCAUUCAAGUUUCUCUUCCUACCUCCAAGACUUGAAGACCAGGAGUGACACACUGACGGAGACUCCAGUCAAACGCCUCAAAAUGAGAAUGAGUGGUAGGACUGGGGCUACGAACAUUCAGCAAUUUUCUUAUACGCCUGCUGCUUGCAGUUAUGUAGGUAAUCAUUAUGGUGCUUCAGCAAUACAACAGAGUGUGGAAUCAGCUGAGGACUUUGCCACGCCCCAAGAGAUGGCAUAUCUUGAGAACUAUGACCAUGAGUAUAAUGACUUCCUGGAAGACAUAUAUCAGACAAUGGAAGAAGAGGAACCCCCACCUAUUCAAACCCCUACAGAGUCACAAAGGACUUCAAUGUGGAGGAAACCCAGUGCCUACAACAGAGGGUCCCUCAGCCACAGCAUCCCCCAAACCCAUAGCAUGGGUUACCCCCAAAGUCAUUUCCCCCUUCAAAACCAGAGUAGGGGUUACCCUCAGAGUCACAAUACCCCCCAAAGCCAGACUAGCGGUUACAGCACUCCCCAAAGCCAGAGCAGGAGUUACUCUCCGAGUCCCAUCAUAGACUUGACCGAUGACAGUGGCUUCCUCUUGUCGUCACACACCCCCAGCGUGACCUUUGACCUGGGAAACGAAUGGGAUGAUUUUGACGACGACAACUUAGUUCACGCCAGUGAGACAUCAUGCACCACUGUAGCUAAAACUCAGGGGAUGGACCGUGACAGGCUGAAAGGUCACUCAACACCACUACCAUCCACUUAUGUACAACCCAAACCCCGCUUCACUGUGUCCAGUGCCCCACUCAGGUCAACCUCCCCAGUUGUUCCUCAGAUAGCAGUUACUAGUCUCUCAGUCAGACCACAUAACCUCCAGGCUUCUGCUCCCUGGAGCCACUCUGACAACAAGGCCAGAAGGACAUUCAGUGAACCCUCUGUGAAAGCACCCUCCUUCCCAAAACAGACUGAUACAAGCAUGGCUCCGCUGGGAGGACAGUUUGAUUUCUUCUCAAAGACGACUACCCCAAACAAUGACAAUGUGACUGGCAAAAGGCUCCAGGGAGAGGACAACAGCAAGGAAGUGGAGGCAUUCAUGGGUAUAUUUGAUGGACUAUUUUAGAAGUGUUUAUAGUUGGAUGGACGGGUUCCAUGACAACGUUUCAUGUUACUGUGCAUGUUAUACUUUAUUUCUACUGUUUGUUGUUUGAGAUGAACUGUUAGAUUUACUGUUGAUCCUAUUUGAAAAUGUUGCUAUCAUUCAAUCAUCAUUAGCAGGUGGUCUAAAAAGGAUUACAAAAAAGUAUUAUAUAUCUAUGUACUUAAUUUAAUAAACACAAUAUUUAUUCAGA